UAAUUACACCUUUCAUUAAUUUGGGAAAUGCAUAACAUUAUGAGGUCAUAAUCCAUCCUUUAAAUUAUAUAAGUACCAGAUUUCUAUCUUCUGCAAUUGCAUAAAGUCCCACUUCUCUUAGUAAAAUGUAGGUACAGAUACAGAUAGAUAGUAGCUAUGCAGUGCGCCACUAAGCUAAUGGAGUUCAAUCUUGAAAACCCAUUAACCAACUUUAACACUAUACCUUCCCUCUUCUUGCUUGAAUCCGAUCAUAUGCCCACACUCAAAGCUACAGAUAUAGAUGUUUGUUUCAGACAAGAAGCUAUUUGUUUAAUCUCACAGUUUUCUUGCAAAUUCCACCCCUUUAUAUCGUAUCUUGCUGUUAAUUAUCUCGACCGGUUCUUAUCAAGCCAACCCAUACCGCAAAAUAAGACAUGGGUUCUUCGACUUAUUGCUAUCUCUUGCGUCUCUUUGGCUGCCAAGAUGAACAGAACAGACUUCUCUCUCGCCGAGUUUCAGGGCGAUGGAGGUUUCAUGUUUGAUGCACGAACAAUAGAGAGGAUGGAAUAUUUAAUAUUGGGAGCACUAAAAUGGCGGAUGCGUUCAAUUACUCCUUUCUCUUUCAUCUCCUUUUUCAUUCCAUUUUUGAAGCUCAAAGACCCUGCAUUAAGGCAAGCCCUCAAAGCCCGAGCUGUUGAAAUCAUCUUCAAAGCUCAAACUGUAACAAAGCUUUUAGAGUUCAAGCCAUCGAUAAUUGCAGCGUCGGCACUUCUCUUUGCCUCCCAUGAACUGUUCCCAUUGCAAUUCCCCUGCUAUCACAAAGCAAUUUCCAGCUGUUUAUAUGUACAUAAGGAAAACCUGUUAAAAUGCUACAAAUGGAUGCAAAAGAUAGGGAAGGAGAGAGAAGAAGGGUCAAUGAUGGACAUGGCUUCCAGCUGGAACACGGCAGUCAAUGUGCUUGACCAGCAAUUUUCAUGUUCAGAAAGUGGAAAUGGAAGCGCCAUUACUACUGCAGCUCUGAGUGUGAGAAGGGAGAGAGAGAUGAAGAGAAGGAAAAUGAAUGGUUACCCCAACAAUGAAACGGCCCACCUGUCUCAGGUCCAGCACUGUUGAUGAUGGUGAUACACCAUAUGAGUAAGCAUUUAAUCAAUGGAUGGCCCAUUUGUGAGAGUGACCCCUAAGCUAUGAAACAAGCAUCUUUCCUUUACAGUUUUUGUUUGUUCAAGGUAUCAUCAACACAAAGACAAAUUCACUUCAUGGCUAUUUCAAGUGUAGGGUUGGAUUUUUCUUU
Molecule: messenger RNA, 1270 nt
Organism: Gossypium raimondii (Peruvian cotton)
Lineage: Eukaryota; Viridiplantae; Streptophyta; Magnoliopsida; Malvales; Malvaceae
Product: putative cyclin-D6-1
Exons: 5
Coding region: 157-1092 (311 amino acids)
Biological process (GO): regulation of cyclin-dependent protein serine/threonine kinase activity; mitotic cell cycle phase transition
Cellular component (GO): nucleus; cytoplasm; cyclin-dependent protein kinase holoenzyme complex
Molecular function (GO): cyclin-dependent protein serine/threonine kinase regulator activity
Source: RefSeq, a predicted model, not a curated record